AUGCGCCGGAUUCUCUCACAAACGGGGAAGUGGGGUAAGCUCGUUGGUUUGCCAUCCCCGCUCCCACUCGCGCGGGGGAUGGUGAUUGACCACGAGGUGGUGGCCUUCGCCGGCCGGAUGUGGUGGGUCGACGUGAGCUGGGGUGCCGUCUCAGUCGACCCAUUCAGCGACCGACCAGAGCUCCGCUUUGUGGAGCUGCCGAGGGGAAGCGUGACGGAGCCCGUGACGGGGCUGCGGCAGCUGGGGACGUACCGCCGCAUGGGGGUCAGCGAGGGGAGGAUGCGUUACGCCGAGGUGUCCCAGAGGAAACCUUUUGUGCUCAGUUCCUUUGCCCUUGACGACGACGGCAGCUGCUGGACGCUGGAGCACCGGGUGGCCCUCAGCAGACUAGGGGGCUGGGCGGAUGGAGGCUGCCAAGGGCAGGACAAUGAGGACGCACCGCAUAUUCACUACUACAGAAUACAUCAUCGCAAACGCCCUAUCACCGCCGGUUCGUAA
Molecule: messenger RNA, 498 nt
Organism: Panicum virgatum (switchgrass)
Lineage: Eukaryota; Viridiplantae; Streptophyta; Magnoliopsida; Poales; Poaceae
Exons: 1
Coding region: 1-498 (165 amino acids)
Source: RefSeq, a predicted model, not a curated record